Electrophorus electricus (electric eel) is the source of this 4958-nucleotide messenger RNA. It is a transcript of the gene fam20a, whose product is annotated as FAM20A golgi associated secretory pathway pseudokinase. NCBI's taxonomy places the organism in Eukaryota, Metazoa, Chordata, Actinopteri, Gymnotiformes, Gymnotidae. Gene Ontology annotation, cellular component: Golgi apparatus. Gene Ontology annotation, biological process: enamel mineralization. The record is from RefSeq and is a predicted model, not a curated record. Gene Ontology annotation, molecular function: protein serine/threonine kinase activator activity.
AAGUGAGAGGAGCGCACUGCUUUUCCAUGCUCCAGUCAGAACGGAGAGUGGCCCAGAACAGUGGCGAAGGGCUCAGUCUCAGGCAGCCAUUGGAGAGAGCAGUGCACACUCACACGUGUGUGCCCACACUACCUCACUCAGCCUGAGCCCAAACCUUGCAAGGGACUGAAUUCUGUGGAGCUACACGGAAACGCAGAGCAACACAUCCACCCAAGAUCCUGGGAGAGGGAGAAGGCCUUCUGAAUCCUGGACCACUGAGAGCUUGGAAGAUAUCAAACGUCUUCCUUCUGUCUUCCAAAUGAGAUGAACCUGGCACUAUGGAGCUCUCCAAUCUCUGAGACCAUCUCUCCCCAGUGGUGAGUGCGAUCAGGACGGCCUGUUCCCCUGCUGACGGCCGGCAUGAGAAGGGACCGCUUCCUGCUGGUCGUCACCUUGGCCGCCAUCCUGGCAGUAGAUGCCUACUUUGUGCUUCUGCCUAGGCUGCGAAUAUGGUAUCACCUGCCCAAGAGUGGUUGUACCUGUCAGGGGGUCGAUGGCAGCACAGGGCAUGGAGGAUGGGUUCGCCAAAGACAACCCAAUGCCACCUCUGGACAAGGGUCCAAGCUAGAGAGGCUUCUGAGCCACCCUCUGUACAACAUCCGGUUACCAGAGAUAGCCCCACACGAGAGGCUGCUGGAGAAAGAGGAACUGUUGGGCUAUUAUAAGAAGAAAGUGACCCGUUGGGAGAGACAGCAGAAGCUGUACGUUGAGGCUGCAGCAGCGUCGAACAUCUCGUUGCCUGGGCAGCCUGUGACCUUUGACACGAAUGCAAGCUGGCUGAAAUUCCAUUUGGGGAUCAACCGUUACGCGCUAUACUCCAGCGAUGACCGCAGCAUUGAUAUGUUACUGCAGGACAUGCGUAGCGCCUCUGUCAUUGGCGCAGAUUACACUCAAGAUGAAAAGGCCUUAAAGGGUGCGUGUGACUGCUCACAGGUGGUCAAGCCGAGUGGUCAUCACCUGAAACUGGCGCUGAAGUUGCAAGACUUUGGAAAGGCAAUGUUUAAACCUAUGAGACAGGAGCGACACGAAGAGACACCAGAGGACUUCUUUUAUUUCGUUGACUUUCAGAGGCACAAUGCAGAGAUUGCAUCCUUUCACCUUGACCGGGUGCUGGAUUUCCGCAGAGUUCCACCUGUGGUUGGGAGACUCAUCAACAUUUCAAGAGAGAUUUUGUACGCCACUCACAAUGAUGAUCUCCGUAGUGUCUUCUUCACCUCUCCAGCGAACAACACGUGCUUCUUUGCCAAGUGUCUGUACGUGUGUAAGACAGAGUAUGCAGUGUGUGGGCACCCAGACUUGCUGGAGGGAUCCAUGUCAGCGUACCUCCCUGGUCUGAGCAUUGCUCCUCGCAUUUCCAUCCCUAGUCCCUGGAUCCGCUCCUACACAUUCACUGGGAGAGAAGAGUGGGAAGUUAAUCCCUCAUACUGUGACACAAUCAAGCGACUCUACCCUUACAGCUCUGGGAACAGACUACUCAACAUCAUUGACAUGGCCAUAUUUGACUUCCUCACAGGGAACAUGGACCGACACCACUACGAAAUCUUUACUAAGUUUGGUGAUGAAGGCUUCCUGCUUCACCUGGACAAUGCGAGAGGGUUUGGAAGACACUCCCAUGAUGAGAUGUCCAUUCUGGCACCGCUGAUCCAGUGCUGCAUCAUCAAGCGUUCCACUUUGCUGAGACUCCGUCUCCUGGCCCGGCCCGAGUACCGCCUCAGCGAUGUGAUGCGGGACUCACUGGGCCGAGAUCCACUCAAGCCCAUUCUCACCGAGCCCCACCUACAGGCUCUGGACCGACGGCUGGAACACGUGCUCAGGACAGUGGUGAGGUGCGUGAAGAGGUUGGGCGAAGCGCAGGUGGUGGUCACAGACUUUGUGGAGGCCUCCAUGGGAGCCACAGAGAGAGAGUGGGAGAAAACCAGGUCACAGACACAGAGGAGAAAAGACGGAUGAAGCUGAGACUCUGGAACAUUUAGUCAUGGCCGCCUGUUCAGCAAAUAUGUCUAGCUGACAGUAAAAUUUGUAGAUAUAUGUAGACUAUAUAUAAUGUACUGAAAAUCUUCAAUCACUUCAUACUCAUGGGAAAUUGACUUUGGAUUUUGAAAGCCAUGUUUUCAGGAACGUACACAGCCUACUGACAGAUGUCUCUGAUGUUUCUGACAAGUCAAAGAGUGACUCGAUAUUUGCCUUUUAUUAGCCUCCACAAUCAUUUGUGAGCUUCUUUUAUAAUGUAGCAAAAAUAUUUCUGUAUGAUGAUCUGCUCUUUUUGGCUCCCUUUCAAACACUUAUUAAUGGCAGCUGAGCUGUAAUUAUCUGUAAUGAUCACACAAAUGAAUUCAUAAGCAUGUUGAAGAAAGAGAGCAAGAGGGAGACGAUGAGACCAGGUUGAUUUCGCCACAGAAAAAUGUUUUUAAAAAGUGCUGUUAGAACAUCUAAAACAGAUAGACUUUAUGACUUUCAUUCCAGACAGUGCACAAGAGUGUAAUCCUUAGCUGUCUCUUCUGGAUGUAGCUUGUAGGCUUUCAAGUGGCAUUUCGAAACAGUCUGGACGAAAUCUUCCUAGGUAUCCAUUGGCAACGCUGCCUUGCCAAAGCUUUGUUCCAGCUUGUAAUAUGAAAUUUCUUGCAACACAAGUGUUGAUGGGAGGUGGUUCUGAAACAAGUUCUAACUUGUCUGCAUCAUUACUGCUUGUCUCCAGUGACAAACAAAUAUGCCAUAUAUUUUUAGUCCAUGAAAGUGGAGCAUUUAACUGGCAGCAAGUGUUUAGGACAUCCUGGGGUUAAUCAAAAAAUUAUUAUUAUAUAAUUUGUUUUGUGCAAAGUUUCCCUCAAUUUUAUGCUUGUGAAAGAGGGUAUUGCACUUGCCAACCUUUCUAUUGCACUGAAAUGUCAAGAAAUCAAAAUUCAAACCCCUGAUGUCAAAAUACUAAUCAAAAUGUCCAAGACCAAAGCACCCAUCAAAAACGGUGUGGCCUGUAUUAUCUUAUCAGGAAGAACUGUGAAAAGCUGUGUUAUUAUCUUGUGCUAUUAUCAUGACCAGCUAUGAACAUAUGGAGUUGUAAACGUUCCUCACAAAUGAAGUGUAAUACAUUGGAGUGAAGUCAGUAGGGCCAUUUCUAACUGACAUUAACAUUUCAAUUUUAUGGCAAUUUUUCACUGUAUGUCUUUAAAUGAGCCUCUCCCCAUCCAUGGUCCUGUGCUGCACUGUUCUGAUCCUAACAAAUCUGACUCAAAGGACUAGCCAGUGUUUCCUCAUCCAGCCCACAAGGAUCCCCAAGUGGUGCUCAUUUUUGUUGUUUCCCAACUCCUAUUAUUUUACAUAGCUCAGACGUUUUGAGAGCUAGAACAAAAAUGUGGACCAUCCAUAGGUCCCAGAAGAUGAGAUUGGAACCCCAGACAGCGUGUUUGCACAAACACAAUAAACCGGCUUGGAUAAAUACUGUUCAAGGAAACAUAUGAUGCCAAAACUGGCCCUCAUAUGUUAAUUGUGAUGCCAAAACAUAGUGUAUGACGAUUCCUAAGUGGAAUCAACAUUUAUGGGCAGUUUUCUUUUUGCUGGGGUCUCUUGUAAGUAAACUAAAUUUUGGCACGAUCACAUGUGACUUAUAGCUUGGCCAUUCUAAGUUUUUGUCCUUGGUUUUCGACUGCCCCCUUGUGGUGUGGAUACAUUACUACGGUGAACACAUAAAAUGUGUAUGUGUUAUAGUCAUGCAUAGAGGACAAAACUGGAUGUAUAUGAAUUAAGCACUGCAUUCAGUGUAGUGAAGAUAGAAAUGAGUUUGUCUCAACUACUUACAUACACAAAAAAACAAAUAUGGUUAAUUAAUACCACUUUUUAUUGCUUAAACUGCCAUUAGAACCUCUAUCAAAAAGAUUAUCAUUUGGACAAGACACUGGAAAGCAACAGUUUGGGUAGAAAAAGAAGAGAAAAAAAUGGUCCACUGUGAAUAGUAGUUGCAGUUCAAAUGACUGCAGACCUCACAAAAUGAGCUCAAAGCCUGGUCUAGCUAGAGCAUGUACUUUUAAUAACUAAAGCAAAGGCAAGCUAUAUUAAUAUUUGUUCAUACAGACAUGUUCAUAUGACCACUCUUCAAGCCAUUCAUUUAUACAGACAUACAAUGCCAUAAAAUAUAACGAUGACUGUGAGUGAUAAACUCAGGGAUAACGUUUUGGGGGCAUAAAUGUUGUUAAUAAAUAUUUAAAAUCAAGCCAGAAAGAAUGUGAUAUAGGACAGAAAAGAAUAUGAACACAUUUAUCUCACAGUUGUCUCAGAAUGGAGUCCUUUCUGUGGCAACAGAAGUAACCGGAUAUGGUUGUAGUUGAAACUCCUUGAUAUGCAUACACAUGAAAUAAAAUAGACAAUAUUGAAAAAAUCUUUGUAGCACAACAUAGUAUGGAGCCAGUGUGGGUUUUGGGUUCAGCAUUUCAACACUGAAUGUCAAAAACCGUGGACACUUCAACAUGUUAUGCCACCAAUGUCCUUUUCCUGAAUAUAUUUUAUUUUCUCUAAAUUUCAAGUGCAACAAACCUGUGCAAAACAUAUUUCACACAAAGUAACAACUGCAUGAAGAGCAGAAAAUGGUGUGCAUGCAUCCCGUAAUGCUUAUGGCACCAAGCUUCUAAAAUAGAUCUGAAACCAAAGUUGAAUGAUUAAAAAUCAUGGUGGGGAACAACUUAAUGAGAACAUACUGACAGCAUUUCUAAUACUGGCGCUUAGAAAGCUACACAAAUUGUGUCUAUGGGUUAUAUAAUCUUGUUCCGCUUAGUUUGAUUAAAACUGGUAACAUGCUAAUUCGAAAUGCUUUUGACUGACAUUCUGCAUUAUGACUUUAAAGAAGACCUACUGUACUAGCCUGGAUUUUGGCACUGGCUCGGGAACUAAACUAAUAGUAUGCUCUUUCACACAGAUUCAGAUAAAACUAA